This is a messenger RNA of Centruroides sculpturatus (bark scorpion), 2205 nucleotides long. Its product is annotated as TELO2-interacting protein 1 homolog. Gene Ontology annotation, cellular component: cytoplasm. NCBI's taxonomy places the organism in Eukaryota, Metazoa, Arthropoda, Arachnida, Scorpiones, Buthidae. The record is from RefSeq and is a predicted model, not a curated record. The transcript has 14 exons. Bases 272 to 2068 code for a protein of 598 amino acids. Gene Ontology annotation, biological process: chromatin remodeling.
AUUAAAUAAAUGUACUUGACAUGUGGCAACGUGAUCUGUAGGAGCAUAUGGCGACUAUGAAUCGUUGGGAAAGCAAACCGUGUUUUAUAGAUCAACAACAUGUGAUCUGUAAUAAAGGGAAAACAAGUAUAAUAUGAUCGUCGUGGGUGGAUAAACAGAAGUGAAAGUCUGGAACACGAGAUAAAUAGGAAACUGAAAAGAUUGCGAAGAACAUGGACUGAUAUAUUUGUUUACAUUUGUGAGUUGGUGAUUGUUGAAUUUGAAUGAAGUGAUGAAAUCGAGCGAUAUAUUCGAAUUGGUUCGUCCACAAUGUGUUUAUCUGACGAAGAGCGUGGAAACGGUGAAGGCAAGUGACAUUACAGCAUUAAGAAAAAUUCUAGGAUCCAUAAAUAUUGAAAAGACGACAUUUCAAGAGCUUCAGGAAUAUUUAUUAUUUCCUUUAAGAUUAAUUUUGAGAACAAAUAAAAGAUCAGAUGUAAUCAUUCAAGCAUUAGAUUUGAUGAAAUAUGUAUUUGAUAAUACAAUUAUUACCACAAGGAGUAUGUUUGAUGAUGUUUUCAUGCAACUUCUUAUUUUAAUAAGUUCUCCAAAGGAAAAUAUAGUAGUUCUUGAUGUUUGUGAGGAGAUGAAAGUAUCAACAUUAACAUGUCUUCAGUCUUUAAUUUCUCAUAUUUCUUUGCAGAUUAUGGAACACAUAUAUAAAUAUGAGUUUUAUCUUCCCUUGAGUCAUGCUAUCUAUAUAUCAUUACAAAUGAUUGAAAAUGAUUCUUCACGUGAUAUUAAAGUGAAUGCUUUGGAAAUAAUUUUGAAGCUGUCAGAACCAAAAGACAUAGGUCAGUUGCAGUCCUUAGCAGGCAAUAAACUUGCUUCAUUUCUGCCAGGAAUUACUUCUUGUUUGACUAGAGUGGUUACAAGUGAUUUCCAUCAGGGCCAUGUUGUUAUUGUGAAUAUAAUUAAAGUGUUACAAAAGAUAAUAACACUUACUUUGAGUGAUAGAAAUUUACAAAAUUCUUCUGAAGUUAAAGAGAAAUUAGUGAAAAAUCAAAAUAUCCCAAAUAUUAAAAGAAAUGAAGACUGGAUAAAGACAACAGCUGAGAAUUUAAGUGUAUUAAUUAAGCAGAUAGUGAGUUUAGUUUGUCAUUCUCAUUGGAAAGUUCGGUUAGCAUUGGCUGAAUUUUCAGAAAGUCUUCUAUUACAAUGCACAAGCUCUCUACAUAAUUGUAUUUCUUCACUCCUUGAAAUUUUGCUGAUAUUAUCAGUUGAUGACUAUUCAAAUGUAUCUGAUAAAAGUAAUGCUAUUUUGAAGGAGUUUGCUAAAUAUAAUGUUAAUAAUAAUCGUAAUAUACUUGAUAUAUUAGAAGAUGAUUUACACAGUUUGGUAAUAAAGUUACCAAGGAUUGUAAAAACUCAAGAUGAGAAACAAAUAUUGUCAUCUUUAAAUUUGCUUCUUGGUUAUUUAAAUGUAUUUGGUUCUCAAAUUGUCCACUUUCUCCAUUCACUUCCUCACCAGAAACGAAUUAUUUUAGCUUUGUUACAUAUGGCAGAAUUGGAAAAUAGUAGUUUAAUAGAUGAAGUUGCAACUCAAACAUCUAUUUUAGGAAUGGAUCAUCUGCAUUGGCCUAAAAAAAAUUUCAAAUAUUUCAGAAGUGAUCAAAUAAAUGAAAAAUUUUGCUGCAUUUGCCAUAUUAUGGGAACAAAUGGAGAUAUCCCUCUUCUUAUAGAUUGUCUUCUUGAUAAAAUAGAAACACCUGUUUAUUGUAGGCAGUCAGUACUAAUUUUAAAUGAAUUGCUUUUGGGAAUUAAGUAUAAAAAAGAAAAGAUGAAUGAAAUGAAUGAGUCAGCCCAUCUAAUUGAAUAUUUUAAAAUGAUAAUGGAAACAUAUUUAUCAUCUGAUUUAUUUAAUGUAAAAGUUAGCAAUUUUACAAACUCUGGAGAAGAAAAUCUUUCUUUAGAAAAAAUUAAAGCAAAUAUUCAACAGGUUUGCUUAUUAUUAGAAGGAAUUUCCAAUUUAGCAAAAGUAAGUACAUUAUUUUUAAUAUAUACAGACACUGACAACCUAAAACAUUAACCACCCAGCAGUGACUAAUGAUCCAUCAAGGGUGAUCAUGUGGCACUGGUGAACAAUGGCUAUACUCACAAAAGAAUUUUGCUGAUAUCACCAAAAACUACCAUUAAAAAAAAUUUCACAUAAAAAAGGAAUUAUGU